CAUCUUUGAAAGGUUGUGUCCAGUAACGUCUGAUUACAUCUACUCAUCUGGGAUCAGCUUAGAUGCGAAAACUGAUCUGAAAUAGGUAAACUUUCGCACAUUGUUCACGAAAUUGUGACAGCUCUCAGGUGUGUUUUGGGUGCUUCCACCUAUAAUGGAAAACUCCACUGAGGAUUACAAGAUCCAGUCGUUUGACCAGGAUACACAGAUGCUGCUGAAAACAGCCUUGAAAGAUCCAAGUUCAGUGAACCUGGAUAAGGUAUCCAACAUCAUCGUGGAUCAGUCUUUGAAAGACCAGGUGUUCAGCAAAGAAGCUGGACGCAUCUGCUACACCAUCGUGCAGGCUGAGGCCAAGCAGAGCAACGGGAACGUGUUCAGGAGGAACUUGCUGAACCGGCUCCAACAGGAGUUCAAGGACCGUGAGGAGACAAGGGGGCGUUCGCUGCAGGAGUGGGUCUGCUACGUCACUUUCAUCUGUAACAUCUACGACUACCUCAAAGUGAACAAUAUGCCAAUGGUGGCUCUGGUCCAUCCUGUGUAUGACUGUCUGAUGAGGCUGGCUCAGCCUGAUGCUCUCAUGAACGAGGAGGAGGUGGACUGCCUGGUGCUGCAGCUGCAUCGCAUCGGAGAGCAGCUGGAAAAAGUGAACAGCCAGCGGAUGGACGAGCUGUUCUUCCUGCUGCGGGACGGCUUCCUGCUCCAGGAGGGCCUCUCCUCCAUGGCCCGUCUGCUGCUGCUGGAGAUCCUGGAGUUCAGGGCCGGAGGCUGGUUGCUCAGCAGCACCGCACACAAGUACUACUACAGCGAGAUCGCUGACUAGGACGGCGGGUGCCGAGCAGCUGGCUGGACACCUCUCCUCAGUCACCACUGAUUAUUAAAAACCAGCAAUCUCAUGACAGGACAGCAACAUCCUCCAGGUAAUCAGCGGAGGGGUUUGAAAGGCUCCGGCGGUUCAUAAAGACUUUUCAUUUUUGCUGGAUUGUUCCCUCGGUUUGAAAAUAUUACUAAAAGACAUGGUGCCGUGGAUGUGGAAUGUGCAAUAGUUCAUAAGAAGUUGAAGUUCAGUUAACGAGGUUUAGCCACAUCCUGGUACACUUUGUUUAGAAGGAACUUUUAAUUUUGAUGACAGCUAGAGAAGCUGUAGUUAUUUUUUAUGUUUUUUUUUUGUUUUUUUUUUUAUCUUGCUGGCAUUCCUGUUUUGAGAAAAACAUUUCAAAAGUCCAACUUAUUUUUUUACCAAAUCCAAAAGGAGUUUGACAUUCCAGUCAGACGCAGGAUGAUUUGGUAUUUGCUUUACCUUUUUUUUUAUUGUUGUGACCAAUAUUUUAAUUAACUGAGAAUCUGUAUUUGAAUUAUUUAGUAAAAUAUUUUAAAGUAGAAUUUAAAGAUUUUACAAAAGGUUUGAAUUGCAGUUCAGAGGAAUUUUCUGCCUAAUCUGUCCAGUAGGAAUCCUGUGUUACUGUUUCUUAACCACUUGUUACGUGAGGCCGGUUUUGUGGUUUAAAUUCAGGGAUUUUUCUUUUAUACAUAUAUUUUCUCCUUUUUUUUUUUCUUUUUUUUUUUUUUGUUACGGAAUACAGCGUUCAGCCUUUAAAUAAAAGACCAAAAGAUCGGUUACAGUUCAUAUUUAAACUGUUUCUACUGACAAAUUCAAACGAAUUCAGACGUCGAGUUAUUUUCAGUAACAUCUGGAUUCACAAGUUUGUAAAACAAGUCGUGCCAAUACAACAAGAACAGCCGCGUGUAAUAAAAGUGACUCGACAAAGCCGAAGCUGUUGCUCGGCGUUCAAGGUGCUAGAGGAGGGAUUUUUCCUCCUUUCACGUAAACGCAGGUCAGUUAUGAAUAUGAAGCUGAGUAUUUUUCAUUCAUUCCUUGUCAAGUAGACUUAAAUUCAGGUCUCAUCAGCGCGAGUAACACUACGUAACUGAACUCAGUUUAAUGUUGGAGUCUGUUGAUACCUUUUUGUUGAUUGUAAUCAGUGACGGCUUUAAGGUCUCCAACCAAAGCUGUGCCUGGGAAUCAGACACACAAGUAUAGGACAUACAGUAUGUUAUUAGAGCUGCAACUAACUAUUAUUUUUUAACUAAUCUGCCAAAUCAUUUCUUGGUUAACGUCCAUUGCAAUUUCCUGUAUCCAAGGUGACUCGGAUAUAGGAAAUAUAGGACUUCAAAUAGCUUAUUUUGUCUGACUAACAGUUCGAAACUCAGAGAUAUUAAGUUUAAUAUCACUUAAGACUAAUGGAUUCUCAAAAAUAGUUGCAGAUUUAUUUUCUGUCAACUGACUAAUGGCUCAAUGAUUUCAGCUCUAAAUGUUACGCUGUUUAAAUUAUUACAUCUCCUGCAUGUGUAAUAUGUAAAUAAGACAAAUGACAAAUCAACCACUGAUCAGUCCAGUUAAGAAUGUUUAAAAAAAAAAAAAGGAAAAUAAUUUAACGAAGACACUUUGUCCCACAAUCCUCUUUUCUAGAGCAGCGGUAGAAGAUUUUACGUUUAAGCUCUGGUAUCUGUCAUCACAUUCAGACCAAGCGUAAACAAAAAUGAGGGUAAAAUAGGUUUAGAGAUGUAUUAAAUGGAUCCUAAAGAGUUAAAUUAGGAAGUUUGAGUGCUUUAGACACUAAACGAUGUUUGUUUUAUUACACCGUUGCAACAUUUUUACAUUACUCAAUACCACUUUUUUAUGGUUGGGUUGUACAUUUAAUGCAGAUGUAUUUGUUCUAAUAAAUCUUGGAAGUUUUUUUUCCUUAA
This is a messenger RNA of Thunnus maccoyii (southern bluefin tuna), 2745 nucleotides long. It is a transcript of the gene mif4gdb, whose product is annotated as MIF4G domain containing b. Gene Ontology annotation, molecular function: protein binding; translation activator activity; RNA binding. Gene Ontology annotation, cellular component: cytosol. The coding region runs from base 155 to 820 and encodes 221 amino acids. The transcript has 6 exons. Gene Ontology annotation, biological process: regulation of translational initiation. NCBI's taxonomy places the organism in Eukaryota, Metazoa, Chordata, Actinopteri, Scombriformes, Scombridae. The record is from RefSeq and is a predicted model, not a curated record.